AAAUUUAAACUAAAAGCAAUACAAAAACCCCUCUCUCUUCCACCACGUCCCUCAUCACUACCUUCCCCCGCUGCCAUUCCCACCACAACCACCGUCGCGCCGCCGUGUCUGGCCUAAAUCCCCAUUUCAUCAGAAACGGAAGAUUCACCCAUAAUGUCCAACAGCGACACGGUCCCUCUGCACCCGAGUUCCCAAUCGGAUAUUGAUGAAAUUGAGAAUCUCAUCAAUUCCUACCCCUCCUCCGUCCUCCCCGCCAGGCCGCCUUCCCCUCCACGUAUCCCCGUGUCCUCCACUCCACCACCACCUCCGUCGUUCAUCCCAUCCAAUCUCCCUCCGCCUUCCGUUCCCAAACCCACCCCCGUUUUCUCCCCCGCCCCCUCCGUCCCCGCUGCUCCCCUGCCCCCGAUUCCCCCUCCGCGUGGAUCCGCCACCAGCAGCAGCAGUAUUGCGGGGUCUGGGUUCGGGCCGGCCCCUAACACUCUGACGGAACCUGUUUGGGAUACCAUUAAGCGGGAUUUGUCCAGGAUCGUGAGCAAUUUGAAGUUGGUUGUUUUCCCCAAUCCGUUCAGGGAGGAUCCGGGGAAGGCGUUGAGGGAUUGGGAUCUCUGGGGACCCUUUUUCUUCAUUGUUUUCCUCGGCCUCGUUCUCUCUUGGUCUGCGUCCGUUAAGAAGUCUGAAGUUUUUGCUGUCGCAUUUGCACUGCUAGCAGCAGGAGCUGUUAUUCUGACCUUGAAUGUUUUGCUGCUGGGUGGCCAGAUUAUCUUCUUCCAGAGCCUGAGUCUUCUAGGUUACUGUCUAUUCCCUCUUGACGUUGGCGCCUUAAUUUGCAUGUUAGUAGGUAAUGUAAUCAUAAAACUGGUUGUGGUGGCUGUGACAUUAGCAUGGAGCUCCUGGGCUGCAUAUCCAUUCAUGAGUACUGCCGUCAACCCAAGGAGGAAAGCUCUUGCACUUUACCCAGUCUUACUUAUGUAUGUAUCUGUGGGUUUCCUCGUCAUCGCCAUCGACUGAUUACGGUAGUGCUGACUUUCAUAACAACACUUGCUUCAAAGGUGCAUUUUGAUAUGCUCACCAUAUUGAUUGCAGUAGAAAUUUUGCCUCGAUUUGGUUUUUCUGAUUUGUAAGUAGAAUUUCUUUUGCAUCUUUUAUUCUGCGCAAUAUAAAUUUUACACAAUA
Messenger RNA from Sesamum indicum (sesame), 1173 nucleotides. Its product is annotated as protein YIP4b. The record is from RefSeq and is a predicted model, not a curated record. Gene Ontology annotation, cellular component: trans-Golgi network; membrane. Gene Ontology annotation, biological process: endoplasmic reticulum to Golgi vesicle-mediated transport. NCBI's taxonomy places the organism in Eukaryota, Viridiplantae, Streptophyta, Magnoliopsida, Lamiales, Pedaliaceae.